AGGAGGUAAAGGUCUGGCACAUGUAGAAGUGUGGGCAGCAGCAGAGUGCUGGGUUUGUGCAGGUUGCCAUCCAGAAAAGCCGCACACGAACACAAGCUCCUCCUCUCUCAGUAGGAUGAAUAGCGGCUCCAAUCCUAAAUACCGAGCUCGGGUGGCAGAUUGAUGAGCGAUUUGAGCGCACGAUUGCUUCCUUCUCCCCCUCCCCUAUGCAAUGCACUGUGCGAGUGUAGGAAGGAGCAGGAAGAAGAAGGGGAGAGGAGCCGAGUGAUCAUCUGUAGGGAACCUGCUGCCAGUGGAUCGGCUGCUCACACUCAGCUCCCCGGGGACACGCACUAUGGUGGCACCUGCCCACUCUCAUCGCCACCUGGAACACCAGGAGAAAUGCGCAGGAGUCGCCAGUCGCUUCAGCAUUGAACAAAUGAACUGCCGCUGCCUGACAAAGAGCCUCUAAUCGCCCACUGUCCGUCCCCAGUGAGCCGCCGGCUGCCGUGUCGCACAGCGUUAUUACAAUGGAUGUGUAGCGUCGGGCGCUGGAGCAGCCGCAAUCACCAGCCCGGGCUAUCUGCGCAUCUGUCUACUUCCCGGGGCCCCAUGAGCAGAGGAGCCACCCUCCAGCGCAGGACCACCUACCACAUCUCUCUCACUCUGGUCAAACUAGAGGCUGUAGGGGAAGAAAAGAAGGGGGAGAGCAGAGAAGUCUAUCGGAGACAUGACACCCCUUCUCUCAGCAACACCCCCGGACUGGCCCAUUGCCUCUCUCUGGACAGGGAAUUCCCAGAUGUCUGGCUCUGGGGUGGGCCCGAUGCCGGUUCCAGGGUGAGAGAUCAGUCGGGGUCGGGAGUCGCUUCUGCAGUGGCCGGCGAUGGCUCUGUCGCAGGGACAAAGGUGAGAAGCAAGGUGAGCCGGAGCCAGAGCCAAGCGCCCAGCAAGGCAACUUUCUCCGUCCAUGGACACACUGCUGCACCCGCCUCUGCCCUGCAAAGACCCCCACCCAAAGGAACCGCAGUUCCUCUGUCCAUAGACUCCCGGCCACAUUCCGCGGCUGCUGGGGAACCGGGGAGCAAAGGUACUUUCCCAACUGCCGCCCUAGUACCAGCGAGUAAAGAAGCCGCCUCUCCCAAGUCCAUCAAUGAAUCCUCGACAGCCUCUACAUACAACCGGCCUCCCAGUCAUGCAGCCCCUCCACCUGCUCACAGACACAAUGGCACCUCUGAUCCUGCAGCCUUGGCACUCACACAGAGUGGUGGCACACCUUACCAGCCAGCCCAGGCACCUACAGCCAACGACAGUGGCACAUCAUACCCUCCAGUCUUGUCACCUACAGCCAAAGACAGCAGUGCACCAUAUAGGGCAUCCCAGGCUCCUAAAGUUAAGUACAAUGAUACCCCAUGUCCUUCAGCCUCUGUACCCUUCCCUUCAGACAGCUGCACCCCAUGCCCUCCAAACCCUCAUCCUUCAGAUAAGGAAAGUAGAACACCAGGCCCUUCACUAAGAUUAGCAGGUCCGGUUUCCAAAACCAAGGAUGUCAACACGCCUGGUCUUGCAGCCCCAGCUAAAGACACUGGGAGAUCUGGUGCCACCUGCAGUCCCAUGAUGCCUGCAGCACCAGCACCAAAAAUUAAGGAGAAGGACCUAUCAAGACCUACAGCAACAGCACCCAAAAUUAAAGAAAUAUGUACUACAGAAAUGACUCCUGUAACAGAGACAGCUCCAGGACCAACAUCAAAGAUCUGUGGCACAUUAAUACCUGCAACUCCAGUGCCACCACCACCUGUGGGUAGUGGCACAUUAAUUUCAGCAGCUCCAGCACCAACACCUAAGGGCAAUAGCCAAUUUGUUCCUACAGCUCCAACAACGACAACUAAGAGCAGCGGCCAAUCAUUUCCAGCAGCUCCAGCUCCUACACCUACAGGCAGGGGUCAAUCAAUUUCUACAGCACCAGCAUCCACACCUAAGGUCAGCAGCAUGUCAAUUUCUGCAGCUCCAGCAUCCACUCCUAAGGGCAACUCAUCUGUUUGUACUCCAACAACCAUAACUAAGGCCAGUGGCAUAUCAAGUCCUGUGACCUCAGCACCCACAUCUAGAAAAAGUGGCACAUCAAGUUCUUCAACACUAUCUAAGGACAGGGGCAAAUCAAGUCCUGCAGACCCAUCACCAACUCUUCAGAGCAAAGAUGUAUCACAUUCUGUAGACAGGGUACCCACAGCUGCUUGUGGUGAGAUAUCAGGUCCUGUAGUUCCAACUCCAAAAGCUGAAGAUAGUAAUAAAAAGAGUUCUGAAACCCAGUUAGCAGGAGAUGAAGUUAUCACCACAUCUAGUACCACAGGCCCAAUCAAAGACACUGGUGCCACCAGCACUGCCACACCAGUGCCAGCAGGCCAGAGAGAAUUUACAUUUGGAACAGCUCGGGUGAUCCGAGGUUCCCUCAUCAGGAGACCUGCCUUGGAUACUGAUGUGUCACGAGAUUUAGUCAGCAGUCCUUCUGUUCCUGUGCGAGGGUCCCGCAUAACAGAAGGAGUUAAUGCAGAGGCCCCAGCCAUUGAAGCUAGAGUCUCCUCACGAAGCUUCAAGGCUGUGAGAAUUCCAGCAGUUUCCACUGAGAGUCGAACUGCAUCAAGGAAUAGAGCCUCAUUCAUAGCAGAAAAGUCCAGUAAAGUAUCUGAGUCAGAGGACAAGCCAUGCCCAGUCAUAACCUCUAUACCCAGAGUAACUGCUCCUCCAAUCAGUGCUGCCCGAACCGCAGCUGCCUUGUUUUCUGCAUCUCGAUCAGGAGGAGCACCUCAUUCUGCUGCAAGGUCCAGUGAGGCGAAAAUAACUGCUAUCCGAACUGCAGCUAGGGGAGUCAGGGCAGUUUCUUCAGGGGCCUGUACUGAGGACCAUGCAGGCAGAAAAACACCAAACACAGUCGGCUUAGGGGAAAGAGCUCAGACCGGAGAUGCAGGAACCUAUCCAGGGGCAAAAGCAUCUGUCAUGGGACCAAAAACAGCCACUGGGACAUCACCAGUUAAAGUUGCAAACGUUGCACCCAGGCCAAUGAGCUUCUUUGCAGACCCUAUACCUGUCACUGGAUUGCGAACUAAAGCCUCAACUGCUGUGAAAGCACCACUUACUUAUACCGGUACUUACCCUGGGGCCAAAUCAUCUCUUUCCGGGUCCUUUACAUCCCUGGGAAGUAAAGCAUUGACUGAUGGCUCAGGAAUUGUGGGUCUAUCUGUAGAAGAAAAGCGGAAUGCAGGGUUAGUUUCACCACAUGCUGUCCGAUCUCCAGCCUUCUCCCUUCCUCUCAGCCCUGGGGCCAUUCUGUCUGGGGAGGAGGAGCUUACACCAGAUAACGACGAUCCUGGUAAGAGUAAACGCCAGGAGCGGCUCUUCCUGAGGCAGGAUGCCAUGUGGAUCAGCACAAGUGUAACUUCAGACUAUUUCUUACAGUCAUCUCCUGGGCGGCCUGGCAGUGGUGGAAGCUCUCCUGGAGGACAUCGCCAAGAGCUUAGCCCAAAAUUCUUUUCGGGGCCUCGCUGUUCAUUUAGCUCCCCAGGUAGUCCAUUGCUUGCUGCUCCUUUUCAGCCAGGCACACCUUACAGGGAGGCUCCUGUGAAUGUGUCCCUUACAGUAAGCCAAGAGCCUGCAAGGGGAUCCACAGAAAGUUGCCUUCAUAUUGAGCGUAGUGCGUCUUUGGGGGUGAGUUCAGCAGGAGUUCCUAAUGCAGGCGAGCUUGUGAAAGGACUCCCUGUCCUCCUUACUCCUGGUAAAGAAAAGGGCGGGAGAAUCCUGAAGCUUAAAGCCUCUAAGAGCCAGGUAGAGAAACCUACAGAGCAGCGAGAUAAACUUCAAAACCAGAAGAGUUUCUCUAACAGGCUUUCUUGGCCUGAGAAUGAGGGGGGUAAGAGCCGCUCCAAAUCCUCUACUAAGAGCAGCCCCAGGGUGGAGACACCCAAGCUUUCAGGAGUCACAGGCAAGAACCUAUUAUCCCCUGCCUCAUGUGACCCAAAGGGUUUUAGGAAGGGGAAAAGUAAGACUGUGGACAAUAGUGACUUGGACCCCACUGCAGAGGAUUUGAAGAAGAGCCAGGAGGGAAGUUCACCCACAGGGGACAAGGCCAGGGCCACAGCAGCAAGGGAUAGAAAAAUGCUUAAAUUCAUCAGUGGGAUCUUUGCCAAGAACACUGCAUCUGUGGCCUCAUCAGUUUCACCUAGUAGUUUGAGCCCAGGAGAUGAGAGGGAUAUGCUUCACAAAUGUGUGAUGAACAGCCAGGAAUGGACAUUAAGUCGAACCGUACCUGAAAUCAGAGUGGGGGUUUUGGGCAGUACGAAAAGUGCCAAGUCUGCCCUUGUGCAUCGCUUCGUGACUGGCUCCUAUCAACCCCUUGAAACACCUGAAAGUGCUCAGUUCAAGAAAGAGAUCUGUGUGGAAGGACAGAGCUACCUCCUGUUAAUUAGGGAAGAAGCCGGAGCUCCAGAUGCCAAGUUUGCCAACUGGGUGGAUGCCGUCAUUUUUGUGUUCAGCCUGGAGAAUGAGGCAAGCUUUCAAGAUAUAUUCCAGUAUUAUGCUCUUCUGGCAAACUAUCGCAAUGUCUCAGACCUCGCUAUGGCACUUGUUGGGACUCAAGAUAAAAUAAGUGCAAACAACAAAAGAGUGGUAGAGGAUGUGCGGGCUAGAGCCCUUUGCAAUGACAUAAAACGGUGUGCUUACUGUGAGACCUGUGCCACCUAUGGACUCAAUGUUGAUCGGGUGUUUAAUGAAGUUGCUCAGAAGAUGGUUGCAAUGAAGAGGCAGCAACAACUCCUGUCAUGCAAGUCAUUACCAAGUUCUCCAAGUCACUCUUCUGGAUCCAUUGCAAUAGCAGUGCAGGCAAGUAAUGGAGGAACAACAAAUGAUUAUUCAUCAUCACUGCCUUCCACACCAAAUAUCAGCCACAGAGAACUACGAAGUGAGGCGUCAAUUGCAGUUAGCACCCCCAUGUCCCUCCAUCGUGGUGCUAAGAGGCGCACAAGUAUAUUUACAAACCGAAGAGGAAGUGAUUUGGAAAAGAGAAGUUUUGAUAGUCGGGGAGAGGGUGUUGGUGGGGGUCGAGCUCUGCCAAUUAAACAGAGCUUUUUACUGAAACGCAGUGGCAACUCUCUGAACAAAGAAUGGAAGAAGAAGUAUGUUACCCUGACAAGCAAUGGGGUCUUGCUCUACCAUCCCACCAUUAAUGAUUACCUGCAUAGUACACAUGGGAAAGAGAUGGAUCUUUUACGAACUACAGUGAAGGUCCCUGGUAAAAGGCCUCCAAUAGCCAUAUCUGCCUGUGGCCCAUCCAAUAGUAUCAACGGCUUGUUGAAAGAUGUCAGCAGUUCUCCGGGGGGAGAUGCAGCAAGUAACAAGGUUCCAUCAACAAAAAGCAGAUCCAGUGGGGAUGUUAUUUCCAGCCCCAGCAGCAACAAAGAUCCACCCUCUUCCCCAAUGAGUGAUAAAAAGAAGAACAGAAGGAAAAAGAACAUGACCCCUUCAAAGACAGAAGGAUCCGCUGGACAGGCAGAUGCCAAGCGCAAAAUGUGGAAGUUAAAAUCAUUUGGUAGCUUGAGAAAUAUUUAUAAGACAGAAGAGAACUUCGAAUUUAUCAUCGUCUCUAGUACCGGUCAGACAUGGCAUUUUGAGACAAGCAGCUUUGAAGAAAGGGAUUCUUGGGUCCUAGCCAUUGAGAGCCAGAUCCUCGCUAGUCUGCAGUGCUGUGAGAGCAGCAAAAAUAAGGCUCGAAUGGACAGCCAGAGUGAAGCGGUCGCUAUCCAAGCCAUUCGGAAUGCUAAAGGGAAUUCAUUUUGUGUGGAUUGUGGUGCCCCAAAUCCUACCUGGGCCAGCUUGAAUCUGGGUGCUCUGAUCUGCAUAGAAUGUUCAGGAAUUCACAGGAACCUUGGUACUCAUUUAUCUCGGGUUCGAUCACUGGAUUUGGAUGACUGGCCCCUAGAGCUCACCCAUGUUCUAACCUCUAUUGGUAAUGAAAUGGCCAACAGCAUAUGGGAGAUGACAACUCAUGGAAAAACCAAACUUUCUCCUGAUUCCUCAAGAGAGGAGAGAGAAUCAUGGAUCAGAGCAAAGUAUGAGCAGCGAUUAUUUUUGGCCCCUCUGAAGAGUCCAGGGGUCCCCUUGGUGAAACAGCUUUUUAAAGCUGUUCAAGAGAAAGACCUUGGCAAAGUACUUCUUCUCUUAGCCCACAGCAACAAGGAGCAAAUAAACGGAAUCACUGGAGAUCGAGACAGGCGCACUGCCCUUCAUGCGGCCUGUGAACUGGGUGAAGUUGUGAUCACGCAACUGCUCGUCUGGUAUGGCAUUGAUGUGAAGUCAAGAGACAGCAAUGGCCACACCGCCAUAUUUUAUGCUAAGAAAACCCACAGCCAAGAGUGUGUGGACAUUCUACUGCAACAUGGCUGUCCUAAUGAGUCCUCAAGCGCCCUGUCUACUCCCAGUCUAAGAAGGAAAAGCAGCUCUGCCAGCAUCGUGAGGACUGAUUCCCGGACUGCCCUUGUGUAACCAGCAAUGUCUUUAAAGAAAAGGCAAACAAUCACUGACUUUGCUCCCCGAGAGUGAGAGAGAGAGGGGGAGGGCUUGUCUGGUUGCUCUUUUGUGCCAAUAUGUUAUAUGUUUCACUGAAAAAGAAAUAAGCAAAUGUGCCAUUCUGAGUGUAUGUGUAGAUAAAAUGUGUAUAUUUUGGAAGAAAUUUGAAGAAAUGCCAGCCAUUUUAAUAUUUGCCCACUGUAAUAUUUUUUUCCAUGUUGCUAUAAUCCAGUGUGUUUGUAUUUAAUGCCUUAAUCCUUUCAAUAGCAAAGGAGCAGUUUUACACAAUCAUUCCCUCAUGGCAAGGUCAGUGGAUCCAAGGAAUUUGCAAGUUUUUGGUAAUUACCAGAAACUGGAAAGAUUAAAGUCUAGUGUCCAGUGAAAAUGCGUUCCAGGCCAUAAUAAAGUUCAAAAUGGAUCUAGGUUUAAAUUAAUGUAGAUACAUCAAACCAGUAGCCUUCCAGAUUUUGGUGUACAACUCCCAUUAUUCUUUACCAGCACCUUGCUGACUAAUGAUGGUAAUGGUGGUGACAUCAGUUCAGCAACAAGGAGGGCUUGGCCUACAAAAAAGGCUUUAGGUUUUCAUUGUUGUACAUGAUGGAGACGUUACAUUCAUGGCAUAGCACAUAUCAAAUACAGAGCCUGAACUUAUCAAUUGUAUAAACCUGGUAAAAGAUAAUUGUUCCCCAUGGGUCAUAAGUAUUUCUUAUAUGUACAUUGUACAGUGGCUUGAAGGAGAAAUUGUGCUCUCAGAUGUCUUGUAAACAUUUGAACUGAUGUUUUGGAAAUUGUACUUGUAAUUGCGGGCUUCUGUGUUAGAAAACAUGACUCUAAUUGGUUAAUAUCGGCCAUGGCACACUAACUCUCAACCAAUGCUAUUCAUCUCUACGUGCUCUUUUAUUUUUAUUUUUUUUCAAAUUAAGGAAUUUGUGAGUGCUGAAAUGAACUACAAGUGUUUUCAAUGGACGGAAUUUAAUGGGGGCAGCUUUAUGAUUUAAAGAAAAUGAAAUUUGCUUAAUUAGUGAUGUUCCAGUUCCAACACAGAAACCCCUUUAAACAAGCAUUUUUUGCUUCAGUGGAUUGUAUUUUCUAUGAGUAUUGCUAUGUUUAUGAAAUUGUUAGCAGGAUAAAGAUUGUAUAUUAUUGUGAAUAAGCACUGUGUGCUUUUUGGUUUUUUGUUACAUAUACAGUCUGCUUCUCAUAGAUUUCUUUUUUCCAGAAAUCCCUCCUGGAAGUAUAUAUAUAGCUCUAACGUCUGUUGUUCAAUUGGCUGGGUGACACUUGCCUUCGCAGAUUAACAUUCCUUUGACUUUAUCUUUUGGAGUGUAGUAAUGUUUAUUCAUUUUUAAACUCAAUAUUUUAAAAUGGUUAUAUUAAAAUAAAUUUGGUGGUAAGUAUAUAUUAUUUCUAGUGAUGCCGAGCGUUUCGCCUUUUAGCCACAACAACCACUUGACUUAUUGUUUGCUAGGAGUAAGUAGGGUCUAUGUAUUUGACUCUAUUACAGUUAGUCCACAAACAAAUGUUUGAGAGUCUUUUGUGAAAUUCACAAAUAAAGGUACAAUGCCGA
Xenopus laevis (African clawed frog) is the source of this 8098-nucleotide messenger RNA. RefSeq names its product arf-GAP with GTPase, ANK repeat and PH domain-containing protein 2 (gene agap2.L). The record is from RefSeq and is a predicted model, not a curated record. Gene Ontology annotation, biological process: negative regulation of neuron apoptotic process. The coding region runs from base 514 to 6507 and encodes 1997 amino acids. Gene Ontology annotation, cellular component: nucleus. The transcript is spliced from 18 exons. NCBI's taxonomy places the organism in Eukaryota, Metazoa, Chordata, Amphibia, Anura, Pipidae. Gene Ontology annotation, molecular function: GTPase activity; GTP binding; GTPase activator activity.